CCUUGGUCUGUACCAGAUAUAACAGUGGCUGAGUCGCCACUCGUCCAGUCAGUGGCUUGCCUCCUCUCACACAGUCAUGGUCUCCACACCCACACAGACAGCCACUAUCGUGGCAGCACUGUGUCUGUUCAGCGCUGUUGUAGCUCAACAAGGUAACUACGUGGAUGAGGGAGGGUUUGACUAUGAUCAGCCAGCACCGCCCCCACGUGCCGCCCCCAGACCUGCCCCCGCCUACAGGCCCACCUCAUCGCUUAACGCCGCCCCUCGCCAACCCCCCGUGGCCAUCCUCAAGCAGAUUAACAGGCACAAUGAGGACGGAUCCUACACCUAUGGAUAUGAGGGUGCUGACGGAGCUUUCAAAAUCGAGACCAAACUGCCCUCAGGGGAAGUAAUGGGCAAGUACGGCUACGUGGACGACAACGGCAAGGUGCGCGUCGUAGAGUACGGAGCCAACAAGUACGGGUUCCAACCCGCUGGGGAGGGAAUAACCGUCGCCCCUCCUACACUGGUGGACGAGAGCGCUAUUACCGAGAACACCAGACCGAGCAAGAAGGGAGCUGCCAGACCGGUAGUUUCUGAGCCGGUGGAGUACGACGACGGUCAGUACUACGAGGAGGUCCCAGCCAAGGCUCCACCUCCACCACCCCGCCCAGUGGCUCGCCCCGCCCCUCGCCCCGCCCCUCGUCCUGCCCCUAGACCCGCCCCACAACCCGAGUACACCCAGAGCUCUUUCCCUAGUUUCCAGUCCGCCCAGAACUUUGGACCUUCCAGACCUGCCCCCUCCGCGUCUCUUGGACCUGCACCUCCACGAGCUGCCAUCCCCGGUGCUGUUCCCGUCGGUCCAUCCUCCUCUUUCUCACAGCCUGCUCCCCGCCCAGCUCCACGCCCUGCUCCUAGACCCCAACCCCAACCUCAACAGAGCUUCUUUUCCCCCGCUCCCGCCCCUGUGUAUGAGAGGAACGGACCUGUAUCCUUCGGCCAACCGCAGCCCCAGCAGCCCCAGCCCUCCAGAGCAUCCUACGGACGAUCAGGUGGCAUCCUCGACCAACUCGAGAAGGACUACGCCCUCCCGGCCAACUCGUCACCAGCACUCCACGACAUAACCUUCGGCUCGUUCUAGGAGUCACAGUUACUAGUGCUGCACAUGAACUAUAUUUUCAAAUUUAGCUGUGUAAUAUAUAUUUAUUUAAGGAGAGCUGUCAUAUCCAUGUGAACCGACUGUUGUGUGGGUGAAAUAAAGCCACUUUUGUACAUA
Macrosteles quadrilineatus (aster leafhopper) is the source of this 1255-nucleotide messenger RNA. RefSeq names its product skin secretory protein xP2-like. Gene Ontology annotation, molecular function: structural constituent of chitin-based larval cuticle. Gene Ontology annotation, cellular component: chitin-based extracellular matrix. The transcript has 4 exons. The record is from RefSeq and is a predicted model, not a curated record. The coding region runs from base 77 to 1120 and encodes 347 amino acids. NCBI's taxonomy places the organism in Eukaryota, Metazoa, Arthropoda, Insecta, Hemiptera, Cicadellidae.